AUGUAUGCACACGUGCCUGUCAAUGUCGGCCCUCCGGUACCAUCCAUGCGCCUCUACAUCCUCGACGAUUGCAUGCAGCUUUCGCCUCCGGGUGUUCUUGGCAACAUCUUCAUUGCCGGUGUGCAAGUCAGCCGGGGCUACAUCAAUCGCGACCUGGUCGAGCAAAAUGCACGCGAGUUCUUGCCUGACUCGUUUUGCCCUUCUCCUAGCGACCAGGAACGAAUGUACCGCACCGGUGAUCUGGGCUUCUGGGAUUCCGCAGGCAACGUCCAUGUGUGUGGCAGGAAAGACAGGCAGAUCAAGAUGCGUGGGUUCCGUGUGAACCUUGACGAUGUUGGCGCUAUUGCUGUCCGUGAGAUGGCAGACGUACGCAAGGCCAUAGCGACAGAGCACAAAGGAAAGCUCGUCUUAUGGGUAGAACCCGAGACUCUGAAUACCCAGGAAUUGGCCCACCGACUACGUUCAGUGCUUCCCCAUCAUGCGCAGCCCAAACAGAUUGUCGCCAGGGCUCAGCUGCCGCUGUCGAAAAACGGGAAGCUUGAUGCCAAAGCCUUGGCGCAGCAAGAUAUUGUCUUCGAACAGCCGUGCACUGCAAUGGGCCCAGACCAAGGCCUAUCCAGCUUCGAAUCUUUGAUCGCGCGCGAGUGGCGAAGCCUGCUAGGCCUGGACAGUACGAUCAAGUUGAUGCCCAGGGACAACUUCAUCGCAUUGGGUGGCCAUUCAGUAUUGCAGUUGGAUCUAGCUGCGCGCCUACGCAUUGCGUGCAACAUGCCUAUUGCUAUCAGAGACAUCAUUCGCGCCCCGGUACUUGCUGAUAUGGCGGCUGUUGUUCAAAAGCGGAUGCAUCACUGGAGGACCCAGUCGAAGAAAGAAGUCGUCGUCGAACGACUGGGAACCAGUGCGUUGUCGCCAGCUGAACUGGAAUGGUGGUAUCGGUACCGCGAGUCCGAAAGCCAGAGUGCCUUCAAUGUCCCCUGGGUAGCAAAGCUGCAACCUGAAGUCGACCUGGUUCGCCUCCAACAUUCUCUCAACUCAGUCAUGGCUCAACACCGCAUUUUACGAUCUCGUUUUAUUCCAACUGCAGACGGCGGUGCCAAACGCAUCCUCUUAGAUGAACCUAUUGAGGUUCAGUUGGUCGAAACGAUUAAUACGUUCGAGUUCGUCAAUCGUCCCUUUGAUCUCACCAACGAUACCUUGGUCCGAGUAGCACUGUCCGCUUCGACACUUGCCAUUAGCGUUUCCCACAUCAUAUGCGACUUGACUGCUCUGAACGGCUUUCUAUCCGAUGUGUCCACACUUUACAAUGGUGGAAAAUCACCAGCUGUCCGGUUCGAGUAUUUCGACUCAAAGACGUGGGGCCAGCCGCUCGAUCGUGAGACAGCUUUCUUCUGGUCAACGUACCUUCGAGGCCUUGAAAUCCGACGCGGCCCUGAAGAUUACACCUGGCACAAGUCUUACAGGGGUACAUCUCUACUGGUACCUGUCCCCCUGAGGCUCGCCCGAGGCAUCAUAACUUUGACGGAAACCAGUGGCCUCACGCUUCACCAAUUCGGUCUUGCUGCCACGGGCGCAGUUCUGCAUUCCCUCUGCGAACAGACCGACAUGAUACUGGGCAGCCCAUACAUCAAUCGCAGUUCCGUGGAAGACCAGCGUGUAUUCGGCCUCUACUUACAAGCCCUGCCGGUCCGCGUCAAAGCAGAGAACGCGAUGACAUCCCUGGAUGUACUACGCACGGUGCAAUGCGCAUCCCAAGCCUCGCUUUCCCACCCCAUACUAUGGCCCCAGCUGCUCGAACACCUCGGUCUGCCCUUCCCUUCACGCCGUCAGCAGCUUUUCGACUGCGUUGUUACCUUCCACGAUAAUCGCACGACGGACAGGUCUAUUUUUCCUGUCGCGGGAGCACAGCCACAACAUGUUUGGACCGAGGGUUCCAAAUUUGGACUACUUUUCGAAUGGCAUAUCGUAGCAGACCGGCUUUCGAUAAGGUUGGAGUACGACAGCGAUCAGAUUCCGGAAGCUAUUGUCGGGAUCGUGGAGAAUAUGUUGCUACUAGCAGUCGAGAGCUUACUGGAUCCAAUGUGUCGAUACGAUGCACUGAUACAACAACUGGACUCAUUGAUAGAACGCCGGUGCGGAGACCUGGAGAUUGACCCGGACGAGACACGGCGUGUAGCGAAAAAGCACCUUUCAGGGGUUAAGGUGGGGCAGUGA
Alternaria ventricosa is the source of this 2211-nucleotide messenger RNA. RefSeq names its product putative NRPS-like protein biosynthetic cluster. Gene Ontology annotation, cellular component: cytoplasm. Bases 1 to 2211 code for a protein of 736 amino acids. NCBI's taxonomy places the organism in Eukaryota, Fungi, Ascomycota, Dothideomycetes, Pleosporales, Pleosporaceae. The record is from RefSeq and is a predicted model, not a curated record. Gene Ontology annotation, biological process: secondary metabolite biosynthetic process; amino acid activation for nonribosomal peptide biosynthetic process. The transcript has 2 exons. Gene Ontology annotation, molecular function: phosphopantetheine binding; catalytic activity.